This is a messenger RNA of Carassius gibelio (silver crucian carp), 2914 nucleotides long. RefSeq lists its product as uncharacterized. The transcript is spliced from 4 exons. Gene Ontology annotation, molecular function: nucleic acid binding. The record is from RefSeq and is a predicted model, not a curated record. Bases 1363 to 2667 code for a protein of 434 amino acids. NCBI's taxonomy places the organism in Eukaryota, Metazoa, Chordata, Actinopteri, Cypriniformes, Cyprinidae.
GACCAGCACCUGUAUUAUUAAAAUGUGAGGCUUAUACAAGAGGAAGAUAUAAAUUAUUUCAAGCAUUAAGGGAAAUGCAAAUGGAAGUUUUUUUCUAUCCAAGCAUUAUCAAGUAAUGGCCCAAAGCAAUUUAAAAUAUAUAAAGUACUUAAUUUCUUAAAAGAUACUCAUUUAAUUAACAGGAUUUACAGUUGCGAUCAAAAUUAUUCAACGCCCUUGACCUGCAAGACAUUUUGCUGCGGUGAACAACAUUUUAUGAAAUCAAUUCAACAAAUGUAUCUGUAAAGUAUUAAAUAAAGUUUGUUAAUACACUUUUGAGUGAUUCUGACAAUGGAACAUUGAUGAAUCAUGAUAAAAUUCAAACUGGCUCUAAACAUUCAUGUUCAAAAUUAUUCAACCCCCUUUGUGCAGAAUAUUUUAGUCUUUAAAAUCACCAAUAAACACUGUCUGUAAGUGAUUAGAAGCUUCUGUUACCUCUUUACUACAGUCUUGACCCAUUCCUCGCAUUAAAAAGAUUCCAGAUCACUGAUAAUCUUUGGUUUUCACAUUGCCACUGCUUUCUUCAAAUUCAACCAGAUAUUUGCAAUGAGAAUUAAGCCUGGAGACUGAACAGGUCACUCAAGUACAUUCUAUGACUGAUCUCUGAACCAAGCAGAAGUAGAUUUGGAUGUGUACUUUGGGAUGACUGUCCUGCAGGAAAGUCCAUUGAUCAUCAGCUUCAGUCUUUGCAACAAAGGCAUCACAAUUCUUGUCAAAAUGGCCUGAUACUUCAAAGAAUCUAUGAUUUCCUUCAUACAGUCGUGAUUUCCACUUCCUGCUACAGUAAAGAAACCUACGGUGGCCGAGAAGGGUCACAACAUGUACAAACGCCACAACAACUACAUUUUCAGAAAACACCUCCAAAUUCAGAAAACACAUGCAAACGCCGCUACAACAACUACAUAUUCAGAAAACACAUACAAAUGCCAUAACAACUACAUAUUCAGAAAACACAUACAAAUGCCACAACAACUACAUAUUCAGAAAACAACUUCGUCGAUUUCACAUCACGUACACUGCAAAUAUUCACAGCACGAGGAAAUAGGGAAACAAACUGCAAACUGCGAAGACACAACGGAAAUGUUUCCAGGGGGGGCCAUAAUCAGUGACGGACCCGCAUCCAUCCGGUUGUCUUCGCGCUUCUGAAUGUGCGCUUUUGUUGCUUAUGGCUACAAGACGUAAGUGUUUCUCUUUUAUUAUGACAGAUUUGUCAAUGUGAUCUGAUACCGUGUUUUCAACAUAUUAUCCCCAUAACGUAUUAGUCCAUUGCCAACGCUGUUAGCUGGAAACUAGCUCGCUAGCUCGCUUCUGGUCACUAAAUAGAUGCAUUACUGGCGUUUGUACAUUGUUGUCCUGAUAUCUGAACUAUUUAUUUUUCAGAUUGAAAUGUUAUGUCCGUUUUGUGCUGUGCAACUGGGGGACGCUCCCAAGUUUUGCCCGUCGUGUGGUAUAAACGUGGUGUUCCUUACGGAGCGUCCAUCCACGUCAUCAAGCGUAGGCCAUGGGCCUACAGAGGAUGACCUAAUACGUGCCUACUUCAGAAAGGACCACUCCAACGAGAUUAUUAGAGAUUUUUUGGAGUCAAAGCAUGGGAUUGUAAUGAGCCUGAAAACUCUAAAAAGAAGGCUGAAACGGUUAAACCUAAGUCGGAGAGCAAAUUACACUCCACUGGAGACUGUGAAUGCUGCCAUCACUACUGAAUUGAAUGGCUCAGGACAGCUGUUGGGCUACAGGGCUAUGUGGCAGACCCUGCAACAGAAGCAUUCACUGACAGUAAAACGAGACAAUGUCAUGCAAGCCCUCAGAUUAUUAAAUCCAACAGGAGUAUCUCUCCGUCAUAGGCGCAGAUUUGUUAGGCGAUCCUAUUGCGCCGCAGGACCCAAUCAGGUGUGGCACGUGGAUGGCUAUGACAAGCUCAAGCCCUUUGGGAUUGCCAUCAGUGGCUGCAUCGAUGGGUAUUCAAGGCGGGUUAUGUGGCUAAGUAGUGGUAGCACCAACAACGACCCUGCAGUAAUCGCUCACCAUUACCUACAGUGUGUUUCGAGCUAUGGCCUUCCGGCUCGUCUUCGGACAGACUGUGGGACAGAAAACGGAGACAUGGCUGCCAUCCACUGUUCUUUAAGAGAGGACCACACCGAUGAAUUUGCGGGUUCUGUCAGCCACAUGUAUGGCACUUCAACUGCCAAUCAAAGGACUGAAAGCUGGUGGUCUUUUUUCAGGAAACAGAGGACACAGUUCUGGAUGGAUUUAUUCAGUGACCUGAGAGAGAGACACUACUUCAACGGCACCCAUGAACACAAGUGCCUUGUACGGUAUGUGUUCCUGGGCAUCUUUCAGAAAGAGCUUGAUGAGCACCGAGAGCUUUGGAAUAAUCAUACAAUCAGGCCUGUCCGUCAGUCUCUCUGUCCAUCUGGGAAACCGGAGACCUGCCUCACAGGUUUGGUGGAAGGGAUUGUGGAUCCCCAGUGGAUCCCCAAGUGUUACAGGAGUUCAAAGACCUUCUGCCACCCACAAACAGUUUGUGUGGAGAUGCUAAUCUCCAAGCAUAUUUUGCCAACUUGGAGAGACAGAGCAAGCUCGCUCCACCCAUCAACUGGCCAGCUGCUGUUGACAACUACAUUAGACUAAAGGAAAUGGCUGGUCUUUGAGAGUGAGAGAGACGGACGUAUAGCCAGUUUAUUUUCUUUCAGACAGCAUUGCCUCCAGUGUGGUGUACUGAUAUGGACACCUUUAAUGUUUGACACAUGGUUAAAUUAAAAGCAAAGAUAUUAAUCGAUUGCAAUGACUUUCCCUUACUUUUUAAGCCAUCACAAUGUAUGUUUUUGGGGUUAACCUAGUGUUGAUUAAUAUGGUAUGCUGAAGCUAAAGGUGACUU